Molecule: messenger RNA, 3960 nt
Organism: Clarias gariepinus (North African catfish)
Lineage: Eukaryota; Metazoa; Chordata; Actinopteri; Siluriformes; Clariidae
Gene: scarf2
Product: scavenger receptor class F, member 2
Exons: 11
Coding region: 506-3319 (937 amino acids)
Molecular function (GO): scavenger receptor activity
Source: RefSeq, a predicted model, not a curated record
ACACACAGACUUGGCUGAAAGUUUUUGAGUUGUUGCUCAGGCCAAAAGCAAGCGAGCAGAGAGAACAGAAGGGAAACAGAAGAAAAAAAACGUUCUCUAGUUCUGCACACACACACACACACACACAGAGAGACACAGAGGGGGAAACAGAAAGAUGCGAACUGGUUACUGUGUUUAUUCAUCUUCUGUCCGACAAACGACGCAUUGGAGAAACUGAAAGUGGAUUGUACAGAAGGAGCGAUUGGAGAACAUCGCGGGCUUUCCUCUUGUUUUCUUUUUGGAUUAUCAAAAUGCGCGUUUUCUUUGAUGAUGUUAAAAAGUCGCGAGCCGUUUGGAACGCGAGCGCGAGAAGUUCCUUUGCUGGAGUAAAAACUACUUUGAAGUUUUGCAUCCACAUCUAACUCUCUCUCUCUCUCUCUCUCUCUCUCUCGUUUCCGUCCCGGAUCCUUGGUUUUUUUUUGUUUGUUUUUUUUGCACGUUUUUCACGUGUUUUGUGCGUUAAGGCAUGCGGUGCGCACGGAGCGCCUGGAAGGAUGCUGCCGCUUCUGCUUAUACAAUGGAAAUGAAGAGCACUUUGGCAGCCGUGCUUUUGCUUUUCUUUCUACUUUUUUGUCCUGCUUUGAGCCAAGAACUUAACCCCAAGGGCCGGAAUGUGUGCAGGAUACAAGGGUCUUCAGGGUUUGCAUGUUGCAGUGGAUGGGCACAACAAGGGGACGAGUGUUUAACACCUCUCUGUGAGGGCAAUUUCACUUGCAAGGAGAACGAGGUGUGCGUCCGUCCAAACGAGUGCCGCUGCCGCCAUGGAUAUUUUGGAGCGAGCUGUGACACCAAGUGUCCUGCUCAAUUCUGGGGUCCUGACUGCAAAGGCAAAUGCAUGUGUCACCCUCAUGGCAAGUGCGAUGAUGUAACGGGCAAGUGCACAUGCCACCCAAACCGCUGGGGCGAGAACUGCGAGAAACCAUGCCCAUGUCAAAAAGGCAAGUGUGAUCAGGAAACUGGCAAGUGCACGUGCCAUACUGGAUUUUGGGGCCCGCACUGCAGCAACAACUGCUACUGCAGCUUGAACUCAGUGUGUGACCAGGCCACAGGACGCUGCCUUUGCGCUCCGGGGUGGUAUGGCCGCAACUGUGGUGCCCAGUGUGCCUGCAAUAACUCACCGUGCGAGCAGUUCACCGGUCGAUGCCAAUGCCGUGACCGUCUGUGGGGUACGAAUUGUGAACGCUAUUGUCAGUGCGUGCAUGGAAAAUGCAACCAGGCUGACGGCUCCUGCACCUGUAAACCGGGCUACAGGGGCAAAUUCUGUAGGGAGCCAUGUCCUGCUGGGUUCUAUGGGCAGAACUGCAGGAACAAAUGUGGUCACUGUAAGGGUCAGCAACCAUGCAAGGUCACAGAAGGACGGUGCGUUACAUGCGAGAGAGGCUGGAAUGGCACUAAAUGUGAUCAGAUGUGUGCACCAGGCUUUUUUGGAGAGAACUGCCAAGACGAGUGUCCACCCUGUAAAGACGGGCAUUACUGCAACCGCAUCGAUGGGAAGUGUUCCCACUGUAAUCCCGGCUGGAUCGGAGAUCGCUGUGAGGUCCGCUGUCCCAAUGGCACUUAUGGGGAGAACUGCGAGAAUGACUGCAGCCAUUGCUUUAAUGGAGAAUGUCACUUCGCUACUGGAGAGUGCCUAUGUGAUCCGGGCUUUUAUGGGACUUUUUGCAACCUGACCUGUGAGUCCGGCCACUUUGGGGUGAACUGCGCACAGACGUGUCCUUGCCACGAUAAAAACUGCGACCCUGUGUCUGGAGACUGUAAUCUGUAUCCUAACCAGCGGAUGGGCGUGAUCGCUGCAGGCAUGCUGGUGUCCUUACUGCUGCUCAUCCUGCUCUCUCUUCUCUGCUGCUGCUGCCUCUGUAGCAACAAAGACCGCAGUAGUUCAAACCGGGAGAACUCCACCAGCAGUAAGAAGGCCAAGAGGAUCCUGUGUGGGCGAUUUAGCCGAAUCAGCACCAAGCUUCCCAGAAUCCCACUGCGCAGACAAAAACUCCCCAAAGUUGUUGUAUCUCGCCACGACCCCGAAAACACCUUUGAUUGCAGUUUUAUAGAGCCUCCAUCUGCCCCCGAGCAUCAGACUCCAUCCUGGUCCUCCCAGGAGUCGUUCUCCUCUUUUGAAACAAGCGAAGAUGGCCCAGUUUACUGCGUACCCCAUGAAGAUACCAUAAAUGAGGGUAAUACCAGACCCACCCCUAAUGCCGGUACGGAGAAUCUUGUGGCUGCUAAUGAGGAUGAUGCUGGGGAAUACACCUCUCUCAAAGACACAAGAUCGACAACAAAGCCUGUCAAUGAUGGUAGUGAGCAGCCACUGCUAAAGUCAGACAGUGACGGCUCUACAAGUGGAUCAGAGUCAGCCAUGGGAGCGCUCUAUGCCCGGAUUGCCCGUCUGUCUAAGAAUUCCAAAGAGGAGGAGGACAGCAGCACAGCUGAGACCAAAGUCAGCGACAAGGCCACAUCCCCUGAGAAGACCAAACCCCGGCCACCAGACCCCUCUACCAAACCGAAGGUGUCUUGGAUCCAUGGAACUGGAGCCAACCAAACAGAGAAGGGCCAGGCACCUUCACCACCAAAAGAGAAGAAAAAAUCUACAACAGAAGCUUCUGGAAAGGGGGAUGAAAAGCAUCGAUCAAAGGAGAAAUCAAGCAAGAAAUGUGAGCAGAAGAUUCAAGAUGGUAAAGGUGAUGGGAUGGAUUCCCCAAGCAAAAUCAAAACCCACAAAGCUUCAGACCCCAUUGAGCACAUCAACGGAGCUGUCCAGAAUGCUUUAAGGAAAAUUGGAAACUUCCAUUCAGAUAGAAAAGGUAGCGAGACUACCAAAGAGCCACCCAAGAGUCCAAAGAUCAUGCAUCCUCAUAUAAACUCAGAGGCGGCCACUCUUCUCGCUGCUCAACUUAAAGAGAAGACCCAGAGCCUGAAUCGCAACGAAGGCAUUUCAAUUGGAAUUAAAUCCAAUGGGGUGUCUACACCCCAGGCCAACAGGGAGAAGCCCACGCCACCUCAGAAGGCCAAGCGAUCAGUGACUGCAGCGAACAAACCGCUUCUACCGACUUCCAAUAACCUUCAAAAGAUGAUUGCUCCUGUAACAGACUCCAGCACCCCUGAGCCUCCAAGCCCAGAAAUGCAGGCCAUAAAUGGGACCCAGAUAGGAGAUGCAGGAGAUGCUACACCAAAGAAAACACCCAUUAAAAAGCCACCUAGAAAGAAAGGCAAGGAGACAACCUUAGAGACAGAACCUAAGACCACUCCAAAGAUGGCAAUUAUGCCGCCUCAGAUCGUCAAAUAGACACUUAAUUUAGAAAUAACUGGCUGACCGUGCAGUGCCUGACUGUAGUGAAUGAAGCCUUUGAUUUAAUACUUUCUUGUCUCAUGAUAAGCAAACUGUUGGAUGGUUAUCAAAUGGAAUUGCUGGAUACUGGAUAUAUUGUUCUGCACGAUCUUUCUUUUUUUUUUUCAUAUCUUCUGAUGUUCAGGACUAUCUUGGAAAAGGAACAGUCACUGGUUCACAUGUUGUGCCUUGAAAGAAACAGUUGUACUGCCUGUACAAAAUUCACAGUUGUAUAGUAGGUGAAAUUUAAUUUUAUAAAAUUUUAUAUGCAAGUCUACAUUUAACAAAUAGUCUACCAGUCUUCACAUAGAUCCAGCUUGACUUUUCAUAGCAUCAUGCAAAAAACAAGCAAAAAUAAAAAAAAACAGUAUCACAAUAUUAGCAGGGGGAAAACUUUUCAUACUGUAUGUGAAUACCGUGGUACUAUUAUUGGUUAUAGCGGUGCAACACAAGCACACUUUCUUUCACACAAAUCCUACACUUGGCAUUCUGUAACAGCUUACCUACAAUUGUGUAACAUCAUAAUGAGAUUAAAUUUCUGUAUGUAAUUAAAUCAGGUGAAACUUGACCAAAGAUGGUUCAAAGGUUCCAAAAACAUA